AUGAAGCUUACGGUACUGAUUUUCGCGUCCCUCUACGCUGCAGUGGAAUGUGGUUUGGUGCAGGGCUACUCCUUGCUCACUCCGGGACCCUCUGGUUUCGGUGGUUUCGGUGGGAGCAGUAAUGCUAAGGUCACACAUUCACGUAUCAACGCACGCACGCCCACGCAUGAGCGGAAAUUGCCCCGUCCCAUUGGACCGCCAGCUAACAUUCCCCUGCCCAAGGUCGAGCACAAUAUCCUGUUCGUGCGUCUGCCAGAGGGCGGCGGCGACCUGGAGCCAAUUGUCGUACCCCCGCCCCACCAGAAGAACAUCGUGUACGCCCUAAAGAAGGGAACUGCAGUCGGUGGACAGAAGGUCAUCAACGUCCCAGCACCACCCAAGAGCCAGCCUGAGGUCUACUUCGUCAAUUACGGCGACGGCCAGAACCCGACUCUCCCAGGAGGCGUGGACCUCCAAACGGCUCUAAACAGCGCCGUUCAUCAAGGGGUCGGGCAGGUCAUUGGAGGUGGAUCGGGUGGUGGCAUCUCUGGUGGCAUUAUCUCCAGAGAUGGCAUCUCUGGCGGUAUCAUUUCAGGUGGCAUUUCUUCUGAUUUUGGUGUUUCUGGAGGAGGGGGCAUCAUUCCUGGAGACUCCAUCAGCGGCAGCAGCAUCUCUGGAGACUCCACCAGUGGUAGCAGUAUCUCUGGAAACUCCACCAGCGGUGGCAGCAUCUCUGGAGGCUCCAUCAGCGGUGGCAGCAUCUCUGGAGACUCCAUCAGUGGUACCAGCAUCUCUGGAGGCUCCAGCAGCGGUAGCAGCAUCUCUGGAGACUCCAUCAGCGGUACCAGCAUCUCUGGAGGCUCCAGCAACGGUGGCAGCAUCUCUGUCUACACCGCGGUAGCAGCAUCUAUGGAGACUCCAUCAGAGGCAGCAGCAUCUCUGGAGGUUCCAUCUGCGGUGGCAGCAUCUCUGGAGGCUCCAGCAGCGGUGGCAGCAUCUCUGGGGACUCCAUUAGCGGUAGCAGCAUCUCUGGAGACUCCAUCAGCGGUACCAGCAUCUCUGGAGACUCCAUCAGCAGUGGCAGCUUCUCUGGAGUCUCCAUCUCUGGAGGCAUCUCAUCUACACCCUCUGGUCUCCACUCCCUUCCUUAAACAAUGA
This is a messenger RNA of Macrobrachium nipponense, 1137 nucleotides long. RefSeq lists its product as uncharacterized. Lineage: Eukaryota; Metazoa; Arthropoda; Malacostraca; Decapoda; Palaemonidae. The transcript is spliced from 3 exons. Bases 1 to 1137 code for a protein of 378 amino acids. The record is from RefSeq and is a predicted model, not a curated record.